AGCCCUGAGUAAUAAAACAGUGUAGGAUGUGAUGAAGUUAGAGAGUAAAUGGCGUUUCUCUGUGUAUUAUCAGUCGCCAUUAUCAGACUUUGUAGGCGUCGUUAUUAGGUCAAAGUAGAUCAAAAAUAGUGGUUAUGGGAACAAGUUUUUUCGUUCAUUGUUCGUGGGUAGAAAGGUUUUUAAAAUCCGAACGUGUUCAAAUUGAUAGCUCUAGUUAACUGACGAAUGUAUGAAAUAACUACCAUCUGAUGGAGCACAUAGGAUUGAAAUAAUUGUUACCUUUUUGUAAUAAAAGUCAUAAUCAGUAAAUCCGGGAACAUUAAUACUCUCAGGGUUAUUAAAGAAGACGAGAGGUGAACAUUUGCCCAAUCGAGACGAAAAUCUUCAUUGACGGAAUUACCGGCGGCUGUUUCUUCCUUUUCCUUGCUUGUCAUCGCAGCUGACUUGACAGCAGUAUCUUAUCUACUGAGUGGAGCGGAUCUUUCCACGGAAAGCAAAAGUGCGGAGCUGUCCGUGUCGAGACGCAAGGUGCCCGGAUCAGCAGCUGUGAGGAGGGAUGUCUGAGGGAGAUGGGAAGUCGGCCACAGCCUCUGGCCUGGAGGGGAAGCCCGAGUCCAUGUCAGCUGCUCCGGGAGUCUCCUCCAUGUCUCCUCCGGUGUCGGCGGUUGCCCAGGGCCCCCCAGCUACGGAGGACGAAGAGGAGGAGAGUGAGGAUGAGUCCGAGAUCCUAGAGGAAAGCCCGUGUGGGCGAUGGCAGAAACGAAGGGAAGAGGUGAACCAGCGCAACGUGCCAGGAAUUGAUAGUGCCUACUUGGCAAUGGACACCGAGGAAGGGGUGGAGGUCGUGUGGAAUGAGGUGAUGUUCUCCGAGAGGAAGAACUUCAAACUGCAAGAGGAGAAGGUCAAAGCAGUUUUUGAUAACCUAAUCCAGCUGGAGCACCUGAACAUUGUGAAAUUCCACAAAUACUGGGCAGAUGUGAAAGAAAACCGGGCUAGAGUUAUAUUCAUUACAGAAUACAUGUCUUCAGGAAGUUUGAAGCAGUUUUUGAAGAAGACAAAGAAGAACCACAAGACUAUGAAUGAGAAGGCCUGGAAGAGGUGGUGCACUCAGAUCUUGUCAGCGCUCAGUUACCUUCAUUCAUGUGAUCCUCCAAUCAUUCAUGGCAACCUAACCUGUGACACCAUCUUUAUUCAGCAUAACGGACUUAUCAAAAUUGGUUCAGUGGCACCUGAUACUAUCAAUAACCAUGUCAAAACGUGUCGAGAGGAGCAGAAGAAUUUGCACUUUUUUGCUCCUGAGUAUGGAGCUGUUGCAGAUGUCACAACUGCAGUUGAUAUCUAUUCCUUUGGAAUGUGCGCCUUAGAGAUGGCUGUGCUUGAAAUCCAGAGCAAUGGAGAGUCUUCCUAUGUAUCACAGGAAGCUAUAAAUAGUGCCAUUCAAUCCCUGGAAGAUCCUUUGCAAAGAGAAUUUAUUCAGAAGUGUUUGGAAGCAGAUCCUUUUAAACGUCCGACAGCGAGGGAGCUCCUCUUCCACCAGGCCCUGUUUGAAGUGCCCCAGCUGAAACUACUGGCUGCCCACUGCAUCGUCAGUCAUCAGCAUAUGAUUCCUGAAAAUGCAUUAGAAGAAAUAACCAAAAACAUGGACCCUAACCUGGUAAUAGCUGAGCGAAAGGAAGGGGUGCAGCUGAAGCUUUCCCAAUUUCCUGCUCUUGAGCUGGACAAGUUUUUAGAAGAUGUCAGGAAUGGUAUCUAUCCCCUCACGGCUUUUGGAAUGCCAUGCCCCCAGCAGCCCCAGCAGGAAACUGUGAAGUCCCCAAUCAUUCCUCCCUCAGUCAAAACCCCCACACCUGAGCCUGCUGAGCUGGAAAUGAGAAAGAUUCUCCAGAUGCAAUGCAAUAUUGAGCCAGUAGACGAAGGAACAAAACACCAUCUGACAUUAUUAUUGAAACUGGAAGAUAAAUUAAAUAGGCAUUUAAGCUGUGAUUUGUUGCCCAGUGAGAAUGUUCAGGAGCUGGCUGUGGAGCUGGUUCAACUAGGAUUCAUUUGUGAGGCAGAUCAGAUUCGACUUGCUUCUGUUCUUGAAGAGGCCUUUUCCAAGUUCUACAGUCGCAACGGCUCUCUCAAUCCUGUCACCGUUUCAUCGUAGCAACCCCGUCAGCGAGACUCCGUGGAUAAGAAAUCCUCCUGUGUCCCUGCUUCCUAACACAGGACUUUCAAUCAUCAAAAUAAGGAUCACGAGAAAGCAGACAUGACAUGGAAGGAGGUUUACACUCCAAGCGAUUUGUUGGGAGCAAAGGUCAUUGCUCAUUUUUCAGUGUAGCACCUGCUUGUAUGUUUUUUAAAACAAUUGUCAGUAUUACCACCUGUAUUGAGUCUUUUUAUUUUACCUGUAUUACAGCAUUAUGCUGUACAUAAGGCGCUUCUACAUGAGCACAUUCUUUUGCUCUUUUUUUAUUUCUGCCAACUGUGCAUGAUGUUUGCGCUGCAUUAUUUUUUUUUUCCUUAAGAAAGGUAUCAGGAGUGUGAUUUGGUUUUGAGGUCUUUAUUUUUCCUCAUCUGGGGUUUAUUCUUAAUUCCUUCACUGACAAGUCUUGCCUACAUUGAGAUAUUUUUUUUCCUUGAGUGUCAUCCUGUAAUAAAGAAUUCAUUAUAUUUAAGCAGAAAACAAAUCUGCGGUGUUUGCAAACAAUAAUCACAUAUCCCAGUGAGUCUGAGCUGACACUGGUAUUAAAUUAGACAAGGCGAAGUUGGCCAUGCCAGACUCAGUUUGUCUGUUACAAACACACUCCUCUUCAGGUGCAGGUGGUGUGAUUUAAAACUGGUUCUUUUAUGAAUGUAUGCUAAUAUAGUGUUCCUAAACUCGGGUCUUCUAGGGCCAAAGGUUCUUUUGUGUUUUACUUCAACCUGAAACAGUUCAACAAAUUAUUCUCUGAAUUGGGAAAUCCAGUAAAUUGCAGUUUAUUAAAGGUGAAGGUACAGAACAGUUCUAUUUAUGUUUGACAGUUUGUAUUACUUACUUGAGCCAGAUUCAUUGUUUCCCAGGGAUAAAGCAGGUGAAUUAAAGUGAUCCAGCGGGACCCUCAAUGGCGAGAGCUGAUGAACAAUGCUCAAAUUAAUGAACAAGAACAAGGCUCUUCAUCUGCAGCCCAUCCGAUCAUCUCCACGGCAGAAUUUUGCUCCAGCCAGCUCCUUAAGUACAUAACUAAUAGGUAGAUAAUGGAUCAUUGUAACAUUUGUGCUGCCUUGAAGUGGGUUGGAAAAGCCUUAAGUUCAGUGGCUCCAAUAAGGAACAUCAGCCAUUUUCUUUAUUGAACAUUAAACAUUUUCACAGUAGGAUAGAUGGUGGGGCAUGUCUUUCAAAGCAGGUAUAGAAAGUCAAAAGGGCAGUAAUGGUAUAGGCCUAUUUCCAUAUAUCCUGCCAUUUUUGGCUGAAGUUUAUUGGGAUCCUCUAUACAGAUACUUAUCCAACUGACAGAAAAAAAACUGGUAAUUCGGAGAUCAUUAUUGUUUACUUGCUAAAAAUUGUAUUGUGACAGGACCGACUUGCUGCUAAUUCAUAUCCUAGUUAUUGUUUGUUCCAACUCUGAACCCACCAAAAAUCAUUUUCAGUAGAGAAACUGGCUGCCUAACAAAUAAGGGGGUGUGGUUGGCAGAUUUGUAAAGCCUUCUCAGGAGCUUGUUGUUUCCAUGUUGUAUGGUUUAUUGGGCAUACCUUGUAAGAACUUUUGCCAUACAGAUCGGAGUCUUUUAUUUUACAAAUUAAAUAUGAAAUGUGUAACAGCU
Messenger RNA from Lepisosteus oculatus (spotted gar), 3783 nucleotides. RefSeq names its product nuclear receptor binding protein 1 (gene nrbp1). Lineage: Eukaryota; Metazoa; Chordata; Actinopteri; Semionotiformes; Lepisosteidae. Gene Ontology annotation, cellular component: endomembrane system; cytoplasm. Gene Ontology annotation, molecular function: ATP binding; protein kinase activity. The record is from RefSeq and is a predicted model, not a curated record. Gene Ontology annotation, biological process: protein phosphorylation; intracellular signal transduction.